This is a messenger RNA of Carassius carassius (crucian carp), 1874 nucleotides long. RefSeq lists its product as uncharacterized. Lineage: Eukaryota; Metazoa; Chordata; Actinopteri; Cypriniformes; Cyprinidae. The record is from RefSeq and is a predicted model, not a curated record. The transcript has 5 exons. Bases 213 to 1079 code for a protein of 288 amino acids.
CUAGCAACAGAUGACAACCCCUCUUAUGCUGAAAGGCGGUUGGGCUAGUAUUACCACAGUAGGUUGAUUUAUUUAGAAAGCCCUGGCAGAGCUGGAGGGUUCUAUUUUCUCACGUUCUACCUGCAGAUGUUCUUCAUUUACAGCAAAGGGAACCAAGAGCAUUUAUUUAAUAAAAUCAACAUUAUUACUAUUAUUUUAAAUAUAUUUUGAAAAUGAAGAAUCUAUUCAUUUUCCUCAUGAUUUUGCCCUACCGCGGUUCACCUGGAGUUGCAGAUGAAAAAUCAGUGUCAGUGAAUGAGGGAGAUUCAGUCACUCUGCACACUGAGGUUAAAACAAACCAACAAGAAGUGAUUGUAUGGUUUUUUAAUAACACUCGCAUCGCUCAAAUCAGUGGAGAUCAGAGUAAGAUCUGUACAGAUGUUCAGUGUAAAGAGAGAUUCAGAGACAGACUGAAGCUGGAUCAUCAGACUGGAUCUCUGACCAUCAUGAACACCAGAAACACAGACUCUGGAGGUUAUAGACUAGUCAUAAUCAGCAGCAACAGCAGCAGUGAAAAGACCUUCAGAGUUGCUGUUAAUGAUGUUCCUGCUGCUCGACAAGAUGAAAUGAAGACCAAGUCUGUAGUGGAGGGGGAAUCUGUCACUUUACAUCCUGGUGUAACAAAAACCCCAAAUGUUGUGAUGACGUGGUAUUGUAAUGAGACUCUCAUCGCCGAAAUCACUGGAGAUCAGAGUAAGAUCUGUUCAGAUCUUCAGUGUAAAGAGAGAUUCAGAGACAGACUGAAGCUGGAUCAUCAGACUGGAUCUCUGACCAUCAUGAACAUCAACACCACAGACUCUGGAGAUUAUAAACUACAGAUCAGGAGCAGUAGCAGUCUUGUUGUGGUCACCAGUUUAAAGAGCUUCAGCGUUUCUGUCACCGUUGCAGGUCUGUCUGCAGGUGAAAAAGCAGGAAUUUGUGCUGCUGUCCUGCUGAUUAUAGCUGCAUCUAUUUGUGGGUUUUAUUUUUACAAGCGUCGAGUAAAUAAAAAAGACACCGGGACGCAGCACAAUGAUCAGGUAAGAUACUAUGAGCACUGAAUCAGUUUACCUGCAAUAAAUCAGAAUUAAUGUCUGCAAGUUGGCACUGUUGGACAGCACUGUUCUUACAGUUUACUUCAUAAUAAACAAUGGCGUGGAUACAUUUUCAUUAUUAUGUUACUAUAUAAUUCCAAUAGUUGAUUUAAUAAGAUUAUUAUGAUAAUAGUUAAAAUAGUUGUAUUGUUUAAGUGCACUUUUAGCCACAACUGUAUCUUACUGUAGUAUAGAAGAUGACAGUGUAAUGCAGUUGAUCAUAUUCAUUAAUAUUUAACAAAAGAACACCAUAUAUUCUGCAAACAAAAAAAGAAAUACACUUACAGUUCCUAGUCUAUUUUUUGGUGUAAGUGAAUCAUUAGUUCUGUUUAUGUCUUUACCUUCUGUGAAUCUGUUUUCUUACAGGCGAAUGAUGUUCAUGGUGGUCAGAGUGGGACUCCACUGAUGGAUGUGACUCAUGAGAGGUCCUCUAAUCACACUAAUGCUCCAGUGGAGAACACUACCAAUGACUAGUCGUCUAAUAACACUGAUGCUGUAGUGAAGAACACCACCAAUAACUCGUCCUCUUAACACACUGAUGCUCUAGUGAGGAACACCACCAAUGACUCAUCCUCUAAUCACACUGAGAUUGAGCCUGUGGCUGCCAGUGAGACUUAACAUUACUAAUUAUUUUGAUCAUGGUGGGUGGGACCCCCAGUUGCUCCUAUAUCCAGCUGCCCACUGCUCUGGGUGUGUGUUCACGGUGUGUUCACUACUCACUGCUGUGUGAGUGCACUUGGAUGGGUUAAAUGCAGAGCACCA